Molecule: messenger RNA, 1096 nt
Organism: Phytophthora sojae
Lineage: Eukaryota; Oomycota; Peronosporomycetes; Peronosporales; Peronosporaceae
Exons: 1
Coding region: 260-1096 (278 amino acids)
Source: RefSeq, a predicted model, not a curated record
ACACCACGCGGACGGGAACACCCGAGUGUGCGAGUCACAAGCACAACCCACCGACUCAGUUGGCGACCAUGCGCCAGUGCGUGUCAACUCGUCCAUUCUCAGUUGAGCAACCAACCAAAGUGCUCAGCUUCUGUAGUAACCACACCACAACCCCACCAAGCAGAACUUCUGCUUCUGCUGCAGAAGCGUCGACAGACCCCCGUAGCGUAGUAUUGGCCCAAUCAAUUGAAGUUCAAUUGAAGAGUCUACACCAGAUCAGAUGCGCGUACUCCAUAGUCUCCCCUUCAACUCGUGUGGGGCCUUCUUCAAGUACUUUGGGUUGAAGUCUGCAGCUUGGCAAUGCAAGACAAAAGCUCAACAAGGUGAAUCCGAAACCAGAAACGUCUGGGAUAUCGUCGAACAUGAGCCAACCACACUCACGCAGAACCCUCCAAACCCAGCGAGUUCCAGGCAAGCUGGUCAUUCUCGAGACUCGACAGCAUUGCGCGACGAUCACUCGCCACCACCAGCCCAACCGGCUGAGCACGUCAUAUCGACUCGUCCGUCAGAGACGUGCAGGUCUGGUUCGCCGUCGUCAGCACCACCCGAUUCCAAGCUGACCCACAAUACGAGUCGUAUCGUAGAAGUUCUACGUCUGCAGUCUGGACGAGUCCACGAGCAACAUGCCGGCGGCUCCAAUUCCGUGUCAACCUCCAGCUGUUCAGGUUUCCAGCAGAGCAGCAGCAGUCCGUCGUCGUCCCCGCACUCGCACGGCUUCUCCCAAGUCGACUCGGACGCGUGGCUUCCGGCCCCUCCAGAUCUACCAGAGAACCUCGAUGGUCUGGCCUCGUUCGUCGAGCGAGCAAGCGCCGCCAACGCGAGGGAUAUGCAAUGGAACCAGGAAGAGCUCGACUACUACUCGGAGAUCCUGCGCGAGUCCGGGCGGUUCAAGCCAGAAUUCAGCAAAAGUGCCGUCGGCAGCGGCCACACCACCACCAGCAGCAGCAGCCACUCGCGACGAACUCAGAGCUACACGCAAGGUUUCCACCCGGUCACCUCCCUGCCCCCUCCCGACCACGCGAAACUCGACCGUAGGGCGACUGGGUGCACCUUCUGA